AUGACCUUGAUCCAUCCGUACCUGCACCCACGGGCAGGGGAUGAGAGGUGCCCAGCUCUGACCACUGAGCUGGUUUUCAGCCAGCUAGGAGUGGAAUUUAAACAGCACGCCCUGCACACCGUACAAGCGACCGUAAUUCCCUCGUCAAAAGACGAAGCCCAUAAAACGGGAGGAAGUCGGGAUACGCGCGCGUCUCCCCGCACGCAUGCCGAGUCGGCUCCCUCGCCCCGUCUCAUCGCCACGCCGGCACCGCACGCACUAGUCACGAAAAGCUGCCAGACUGAGAAAAUUUCAACAGCAGAAGCUGUGGUACAGGCUCAUACGAACCAAGAUGCUGGUGUGCAGACUGAUCAAAGUAAAGAUGCUGUCCAAGACUUCCAGCAAGAAGUCCAAGUAGAUUACACUCGCUUGUUAUCAUUCCUUCAGAGAGUGGAGGCUGUUGUUAUCAAAGAACUAAAUAAAAACUGGAAAAGUCAUGCCUUUGAUGGCUUUGAAGUGAACUGGACAGAUCAGAAUGAAACAGUGUUGUGUUUGCAUACGUUGUCAUACCCAGAGGCUCAGGAUCAAAAACUACAGGUCACCAGUGUCUCGUGGAACGCAACAGGAUCUGUCGUUGCGUGUUCGUAUGGCCGGUUGGACGAUGGGGACUGGGGCUCAGAAAAGUCCUAUGUUUGUACCUGGAAUCUGGACAGAAGAGGGUUGAAUCCGCAACGCCCUGACCUAGUGGUGGAUGUUCCCAGUUCUGUAAUGUGCCUGGCUUUCCAUCCCUCCCAGCCUUCACUGAUCGUUGGCGGCCUUUUCAGUGGAGAAGUGGUAGUAUGGGAUACCAGCAGAAUAGAAGACCCCUUGAUCUUGAGGACAGGGAUGACAGAUGAUACACACACUGAUCCAGUCUAUCAGGUUAACUGGUUACCAGAUGUGAAGCACAGAAACCACUUUCAGCUCUUGAGCGCAUCCACAGAUGGAAAGAUCCUGGUGUGGCGAGAGGCGCAAGACGGCUGUCUGGCCUUGGCUGAAGGAUUUGCCAUGGUGGCUCAGCAGAUCCCUCGCAGCAUUCAGCUGAAGAAGCUUGCUUGGGGAGAGGCUGCUGUGGGCGUGACCUCGCUCUCUUUUUCACACUUUGAUCCCCGUGUGUUCAUUGUUGGUGUGGAAGGCGGCUAUUCCCUGAAGUGCUCCACGGCAGUAGAGACUGAGGCUCUCCACCGGACAGGCAGUUCUGUUCCCCUCAGGGCCCCAGCAGAGCUUGCCUUUUCCCCACAUGGAGGACCAGUGUAUUCUGUGAGCUGCUCACCCUUCCACAGGAAUCUCUUUCUGAGCUGUGGGACUGAUGGACACGUUCACUUACAUUCCAUGUUGCAGGCACAACCCCUUAUUUCUCUUCAGUUAUCAAAAAAAUACCUCUUCUGUGUUCGGUGGUCUCCAGUACGACCACUGGUCUUCGCAGCUGCUUCUGGGGAAGGAGAUGUGCAGCUCUUUGACUUUGAGAAGAGCUCCCAGAAGCCUGCUGUUUCCAUAAAGCAGACCACGGGUGAGAGCCCUGUGUACUGUUUAGAAUUCAACAUCAAGCAAACUCAGCUCUUGGCAGCGGGAGAUGCCACCGGCACAGUCAAAGUCUGGCAGCUCAGUUCUGACUUUACUGAGCAGGGACCCAGGGAAAUGAAUCACCUGGAGCAGCUGGCAAGUGAGGUCACAGACUGAGAGCGCAACAUAACCAGCUGUUUGAAGCCUGUUACAACUCUGACUCCAGGAAAAGUUGCCCAUUCACCUCGUCCAUAG
Molecule: messenger RNA, 1776 nt
Organism: Struthio camelus australis
Lineage: Eukaryota; Metazoa; Chordata; Aves; Struthioniformes; Struthionidae
Source: RefSeq, a predicted model, not a curated record